Lactuca sativa (garden lettuce) is the source of this 2629-nucleotide messenger RNA. Its product is annotated as flowering time control protein FCA. Gene Ontology annotation, molecular function: RNA binding; protein binding. NCBI's taxonomy places the organism in Eukaryota, Viridiplantae, Streptophyta, Magnoliopsida, Asterales, Asteraceae. The record is from RefSeq and is a predicted model, not a curated record. Gene Ontology annotation, cellular component: ribonucleoprotein complex.
AUCAUGGUCGCCGGCUCUCCGCUGCUGAAGUUUAAUUUCCAAUCCCAAAAUUAAUUUCAUAAUCUUUAUCGCAAAAUCUCAAAAAUCUAGGGUUAGGGUUUCUAUUAUCUCUUGAAAUAAUUUCUGGAGAAGCUUCAUUCGUUCAUGGACAGACAUAGAGGAGGAGGAGGAGGAGACAGGUACGGGAAUAGUCCUAACGACUCACAUCCUUACAGACACCCUAGAGGUGGAGGCGGUGGAGGUCCACCACCUUCACGAUCUUCAGAUGAUAUUCCAAUGAAUCGUCACCAUGGAGGUUUCUCUGGAAAUCGUCGUCCUUUUGAUAACAGUCCACCUCGUUAUUCUCUUAGCGGUGGUGGUGGUGGCGGCGGUGGAGGUUUUCACCCGAUGGAUGGCGACGGUGGUUUCCGGCCUUUAGGUGUGCGUGGUGCUAGGAGUUACAACAAUCCUUCUUCAGAGUUCGAGGUACCUCUUUCUGGGCAGAAAAGGUUUAAUCCUGAUUACGAGGUGCCUAUGUCGGGCCAGAAACGUCAAUUUCCUUUUCCUGGCCGAGGAGGGCCUUCUCCAGAUCGAUUUGACGGAGGCAAUUUUGAGAAAAGGAACUUCGAUGGAGAUAAUUUUGAUAAAAGAAAUGUUGAUGGAGGCAAUUUUGACAAAAAACCUGUUGAAGGAGGCAGCUUCGCCAAGCUUUUUGUUGGUUCUGUUCCCAAGACUGCAACAGAAGAAGAUAUUCGACCUGUUUUUGAAGAACAUGGAAAUGUUGUUGAGGUUGCAUUGAUUAAAGACAAGAGAACAGGGCAACAACAAGGACAAACGGUGUUCGCCUCUGCAGGAUGUUGCUUUAUUAAAUAUGCCACAUCAGAAGAUGCUGACAGGGCAAUACGUGCCUUACACAAUCAGUACACAUUGCCAGGGGGAAUGGGUCCCAUCCAGGUCAGAUAUGCUGAUGGGGAGCGUGAACGUUUAGGUGCAGUGGAGUUCAAAUUGUUUGUUGGCUCAUUAAAUAAACAAGCAACAGAGAAAGAAGUUGAACAAAUUUUUUUGCCUUAUGGUCGUGUUGAAGAUGUCUAUCUCAUGCGCGAUGAAAUGAAACAGAGUCGUGGAUGUGGAUUUGUUAAAUACUCAAAUAGAGAUGUGGCAAUGGCAGCUAUUAAUGCUCUUAAUGGAAUUUACACAAUGAGAGGUUGUGAACAGCCAUUAAUUGUUCGAUUUGCCGACCCUAAAAGACCUAGACCUGGGGAAACAAGGGGAACUCCUUCAUUUGGUGGCCCUGGGUUUGGUCCUCGGAUGCAGCCCCCAGGAAUUAGACCACCGAAUCCUGGGGAGGCAGGAAUGCAUGGUAACGCAUGGCAUCCGAUGGGCCCAGGUGAUGUUGGUGGUUUGAACAACCAAAUGGCAGCAGCUAGAUCUGGUGAUGCAAAAGUGUUGCAGCUUUCAUCAUCGCCUUUAAAAAAAGCAUCAAAUCAAUCACCACAGCCUCCAUCAUCCAACACCAUAAGACCAAUUGGUCAACAACAAGUAGUAGCACCACCCAAUUCCAGUGGUCAAACACAUUCACAUGGCCAUGGUUUCAACACAAUGUUACCCCAAAAUCAGUAUCAGGUGCCACCUGUCCACCAGUCAGCUUCACCCCUUGCUCAGAUGCUGACUCAGCAAAAACAAACUUUACAGGCGAGUUACCAGUCAUCUCAACAAGCCUUCUCACAGCUUCAACAGCAACUGCAACUUAUCACACCUCAGCAGAAUCUUCAACCUCCUCCUCCUCCUGCUGCUAGAUUGCAACAGCCUAAUUCUGCUCCGCUCAUGCCAUCCUUGAAAUGUAACUGGACUGAGCACACAUCGCCUGAUGGAUAUAAGUACUACUACAAUAGUACAACUGGCGAAAGCAAGUGGGAGAAACCGGAGGAAUUGGCUUUGUUUGAACAACAACAGAAGCCUCAAGAACAAAAGCAACAACAACAACAACAACAACAACAACAACAGCAAACUCAGUCUCUUUCACACAGUCAAGGUGGUGUUCCACAUCAGCAAACUCCAAGUCUUUCACACAAUCAAGGACAUCAGCAAAUGCAAACUCUCACUCAAGGUGUGCCACAUCAGCAAACUCAGAUUCCACAGUUUCAGAAUCAGAUGCAACUGCAAGCACAGGGGCGACACCCUCAACACUUGCAAAAUCCCACUCACUCUACACCCUAUCAAAAUGCUGGGGUUGCAGGCCAUCAAAAUAUUCAGGGCUUUGGGUAUGGACAAAUGCCAGUGGGUGGUGGUUCCAUGAAUGAUUCUGCACAACGCUUUCAGCAGGGGAUGCAGGGAGGAGGAGGUCAGGACUGGAUGUGGAAAAAUAAAACACCAGGUCCAGGCAGUUAGGCAAUUUGAAGAAAAUUGUUGACUUUUAUAGAUUUAUUUGCUUGUCAUCGAUCUUGUAACAUAACUAUUACCAUUAGGUUGUUUUUUAAAAAAAAAAAAUGAUCUGUUAUGGAUCUUUAUAGAUUUGUAGUGUUUGAGCCGUGAUUGAUUUCUUUAAAUUUUGACGGUGCUUGAAACUUGCAUCAUAAAUCUGGAGACUUUGGGCCGAAAAAAAUGUUUGUCAUCUACCCGGAGUUCUUAAAUCUGUGAAAUAAUUUGGAGA